This is a messenger RNA of Vombatus ursinus (common wombat), 2154 nucleotides long. It is a transcript of the gene GABARAPL2, whose product is annotated as GABA type A receptor associated protein like 2. Gene Ontology annotation, biological process: autophagy of mitochondrion; autophagosome assembly; macroautophagy. Bases 94 to 447 code for a protein of 117 amino acids. The record is from RefSeq and is a predicted model, not a curated record. Gene Ontology annotation, cellular component: autophagosome; autophagosome membrane; cytosol. The transcript is spliced from 4 exons. Gene Ontology annotation, molecular function: ubiquitin protein ligase binding. Lineage: Eukaryota; Metazoa; Chordata; Mammalia; Diprotodontia; Vombatidae.
GCUGUUGUUGUUGUUGUUGUCGAGGCCGGGCCCGUCCGGUCCCUUCCGCGGCUCCGAGAGCCGGCUCCGUCCUUCCCCGCCGUCGCCGCCGCCAUGAAGUGGAUGUUCAAGGAGGACCACUCGCUGGAACACAGAUGUGUGGAAUCUGCCAAAAUCCGAGCCAAAUAUCCCGACCGGGUCCCGGUAAUUGUGGAAAAAGUCUCAGGCUCUCAGAUUGUUGACAUUGACAAGCGGAAGUACCUGGUUCCAUCCGACAUCACUGUGGCCCAGUUCAUGUGGAUCAUCAGGAAACGGAUCCAGCUACCCUCCGAGAAAGCAAUCUUCCUUUUUGUGGAUAAAACAGUCCCACAGUCUAGCCUAACUAUGGGACAACUUUAUGAGAAGGAAAAAGACGAAGAUGGAUUCUUGUAUGUGGCCUACAGUGGAGAGAACACGUUUGGCUUCUGAAGGCCAGUGCCCAAGUCGGUGCAUCUGUCCUGCUUGUGUAUCUUGUAAAUAGCCGGUCCCUUUCAGUCACUGCACCAGACCCUCUUCACAUAGACCCAUAGUGCAUUUGUAACUGGAUUUCUUUCUUAAUAUAUUGAAAGGUCUUGUUUUAUUAGACGGGUAAAUUAUCAGAGUUUUAUUUGCAUUUUCUUUUCUUUGUCGAGCAUUGUCCUCAUGGCUGCAAGCUCCAGGGGGCUCUGCUCCUCCAGAACUCGUAUCUAAUGAAGUGAUUUCAAUAUUGAGAUGAGGUGAGAAGGGGGAAGAUAACACAUUCUUCUGGAUUAUGUUUGAGGUGUUAGUUGGCCAAGUAUUAAAAGCAUCCAAGUUAAAUCCGUAGCAGUCAGGUCACUUGCUUCACUAGAUUAUUCCAACUGCCAAUCAUGUUGGACUGAGCUAAUCUGUUCUUUCUGAACUCUACUGAGGUGAAUAAUUACAAUAAAAUUUCCUCUCACAAAGGCACUAUAGUGUGACACUGUCCUUCAUUUCCCUCUCUUCUGGACUAAGUAGCUAGUUGUUGCCUAUUGAAAAAGGAGAGCAAGUGGGAGUGCAGACAGUUUGAAGUGAGUGGUUCCUGCUGGCUGCUCAUGAAGGGGACUAGUCAGUCCCACCUGCAUAAGCCUAAAGCCAAGAUUACAUCCUACAGAUGCCAGAGUUACCGCUGUGGUGCUAAGAAGUAGUAGGAGACAGCAUGUUCUCCGCUUAUUUAGGAACAAUCAGGUGUUGCCUAAAUAAGGGGCUCUUGUUUCUGCCCUUACUUUCUUUUCCCAGGUGCUGAUUUCUCAAUCCUUUCUCUCCAAAAGCAAGAUGAGAGAUAGGCAGGUCAGUGAUUUCCUCCUGUUUGCUUUUAGGAAACUGUUGCAAAUGCCAAUGCCUUCACUUAACACACAGACUAGGAGACUUGGAAGUAGAGCUGAUUGCACUCUCCACUCACAGGGAUUUAAGGAGCUGGUUCUUUUAAAAAGCCCCAAAUUAUACAGGCAGUUUAUUAAAGUCUGCUUGUUGUGUGCUUACAAAAGCUGGAACAUUCCCCAUAUAAAUCGGGUGGAGGAAACAGUCUCACUUUGCUACUGCAUACCCUGCUGGGCUGUCACAAAUCUGACAUACUGGAAUCGGUACCUCCUCGCUGGUUUCCAGCAGAGGGGAAAUGACUUCCAAAGGGAAGGAGAUCUAGAGAAGCCUUUAGGGAGGGGAGGACAGAAGGGAACUGGAGAAUUGUUGCAAAUCUCUCAAAAGAUCUCAAAGGAAAAGCAGAUCCUACCUAGAGUCAACAGGAUGUGGUAGAAACAGCAUGGAACUGAACUGAGUCAGAAGACCUGGCUCUACCUCUUUUUAGCUGUGUGACAUUGGGCAAAUGAUUUAAUCUGAGCUGAGUCAAUUUGCCCAUCUGUAAAAUGGGAAGAUUUGUGUGAGGAUGAAUAUAGCUGGUGUAUGUGGAAGCACAGCUUUCUAAAAAAGAACAGUAAAGUCAGCAGAGGGAAGCUUGAGUUUCUCUAGUCAUCGGCUAUGCCAUUUACUUUGCUUUUCUCAUGUGACCAAUCUUUGUUUUCUUUGGUUAAAAUGAAAUGUUUUGUGAAAAACAUAAUACUGAAAAUCAAUUUAACUACGUAAACUUGUUUAGUAACCAUUUCCAGUUAAAUUAAUUUCAAUGAAUAAACCAUUAUAACUUUU